Molecule: messenger RNA, 3366 nt
Organism: Epinephelus moara (kelp grouper)
Lineage: Eukaryota; Metazoa; Chordata; Actinopteri; Perciformes; Serranidae
Product: calcium-responsive transcription factor-like
Exons: 16
Coding region: 779-2599 (606 amino acids)
Biological process (GO): regulation of transcription by RNA polymerase II
Cellular component (GO): nucleus
Molecular function (GO): RNA polymerase II cis-regulatory region sequence-specific DNA binding; DNA-binding transcription factor activity, RNA polymerase II-specific
Source: RefSeq, a predicted model, not a curated record
GUAUCGGACAGCACAGAGGAGCUAGCUGAGGCUAGGCUAACUAACGGAGGCUAGGCUAACUAACGGGAGUUUAAACAGACGUUAUUUAGCUUACUGUUAGCAUGAUGCUAACAUCUCAGUCCAACAUGGCGGAAUAACAAACUAAACUGCAGUUAAACUGAAACAUUCAGCGUUUGAUUUGAAGCUCAGUUAACUGGAUUUAGUGGCUGAGAUUUAAUUAAAAGUUUAAGAGUCAGUUCUUACAGAAUAAUUGACCAAGAAACAUGCGAAGUGAUUGGAGAAAUGAUCAUUCUCAGUAGUUUUGUAAUGUUGUCAAUGAGGUGUUAAACUGACAGAUUUUUAAAUGGAGUUUGGUCUGACUGUCUUGAAUAUGAUGUGUCUUGAGACAUGCCGAAUUGAAGAGUGGAUACUGCCAGAUAAUUUAAAUCAGCUUGGAAUGGCAUUCAUAAAUAUAAUUGGACAUUAGCAUUGGAGUAUGAAACAUUUAGGAGUGGAUUCGUUGCAUUUACAACCUCUUUUACAGUAUUACCGACUGUGCUGUAGCUGGGUUCACUUUGCUGGGUUAAAAUGUCAGAUUUUCUAAAUGGAGUUUGGUGGGUGAUGUGUGUAUCAUCAUUUCCAUGGCACUGAUGUGAGACAUCAUAAAACAUAAGACGUGUCUAAUUGAACUCCUUUUUAUGAACAAUUUUGUAAUAUUUGGUGGCACACAGUGAUGUUUUAGGUGAAAAAUAAUGGAGGUGGUGAUGUCACUCAGAUAUCUGAAGCUUGGGCAGUUACCAUGGAGACAGAUGGCGACAGAAACAAUAAUGUCAGCAGUCCUGAACCUAAACAGUCUGCAGAUCCUGGAUCAGACCUGUUGUUUGGCUCCACCUCCUCCCUUGAUUCACCUGAAACAGGAGCCGCACUAAACCCCGCCCCACCGUCAGCUGACCCCGACCCAUCUGAUCCCUUUGUUGACACCUCAGUGACAUCACAGCUGCUGGCUCCGGCUGUGGCGACAUGUCCCAGUCAGCUGAUCAUCGUGGAGCAGCGAGGAGACACGCUGCCCGCCGAGCGCAUGGUGAUCGUGACGGGCCAAUCAGAGGGCAGAGAGGUGUUUGUCAUCCCGUCCAAUCAGCUGGCGGUGAUCUCCAGUAGCCCAACAGGUCCUGUUGUAAACAUCCCGGUAACCACGGUAACAGACUUCAGCAGCAGUCGACCUCCCAGAGAGCAGCCGGCAAAUGGCAGCAGUCCGGAUGUUUCUGCUGGUAAGAAGCCACGGCUCUCCGGCGUCCCCAGCUGGGCUCUGAGACUCCGUAACGUGCAGAAGUUGGGAGACUCCUUCAGAGGGUUCUGCUGUUCGGAGGCGGAGCUGGAGGCCAUCUUGUUGCUCCAUAAGCAGCAGACCGGAUGUGUCUUUGGGACUCGUCAGUCUCCGUCUGUGGACAAACCCGCAACCAGACUCAUGUGGAAGUCUCAGUACGUCCCCUACGACGGCAUCCCCUUCGUCAACACAGGCAGCAGAGCGAUUGUGAUGGAGUGUCAGUUUGGACCUCGCAGGAAAGGACUGCAGUCAAACAGGAACUGUGACCUCCCUGCAGACACAGCGUCAUACAGAGCUACCUGUCCUGCCAGGAUCUACAUAAAGAAAGUUCGUAAGUUUCCGGACUUCAGAGUUCCAACAGAGGAGACCGCAGACAGGAGGACAGUGAGACAGGAGCAAGAGAAGGCCUUUCAGAGUCUGAAGAACCAGAACCUGGAGACAGGAGGAGUCAUCAGAUUUUACCUGCAGCUCCCCACAGAGAGAGCUCACUUGUAUCACACUGUGGACACGCCCCCCAUCCCCCCACCUCCCCCUGACCUGUCCCCUCCCCCCACCCAGCCAGAGGAGGAAGAAGAAGAGGAGGCAGGAGAGCAGGACGGAGCCGCCCCGUCUCGUCUCCACCCUCGGGUGGCGGAGAGGAUCAGACAGCUGGUGGCUGCAGGUCAUCAUCAGGUCUACACCGUCCGCAAACAGCUCAGGCGUUUUGUGGAGAAGGAGCUGUUUAAAUGUGACGGUCUUCCAGAGAGACACAACCUCAGAUUCUUCCCCACCGUCAACGACAUCAAGAACCACAUUCACGAGUCCCAGAAGGCCCUGGGGCUGACGGCCGCCACCGCUGCAGAGUGGACAGAAGACAGUACUGACCCUCUGAUGGAGACCGUCACUCUGACACUGACUCCUGCUGCUGAAGGUGUGGACGGCACUGAGUCUUUGUCUCCUGAAGCUGUGCAGCUCUUUAGCUCUCUGUCGUCUCUGCAGCCGAGGAUCUUCGCUCAGCUGCAGGGAAUCCUGCAGCCGCUCCCCCCUCCUCCCCCUCCCCCUCUGUCCCCCUCCCUGCUGCCGGUCGUCAGCCCCUCCUCCUUCCUCCAGCCUGCUGUAGGAGAGUCAGAGGAGGAGCUCCAUGAGGGGCAGCAGCUCUGUGGAGGAGCCCAGCAGGAGGUGCAACUGCAGAUCAUCAACUCUCCUGACACCACUGAGGAUGCUCUGAUUGGUGGAAACGUGCUUCAGGUGGAGGUUAAGGAAGAAGAGGAGGAGAUGAAGAUGAAGGAGAUGGAGGACUUUACUGGUUCUUGUUGAACCCUCAGCACUUAUCCAGUAACUCAGUAUGUGACACCAGUUUUAACACCAGUUAUUCACAUCACUUCAACGUUCCCUCUGAGCCACUGACAGACUUUUACUGUGAAACAUCUGAGCUGAGAACUGGAGUUUUAUCGAUGGGACCUAACAACACUGGAAACAACAGUGAAGGUGACUGAUUUUGGAAAUGAUCAGUGAACGGAAACAGGACGUUCCCAGGAGGUUCUGGGUAAACUGCAGAAGGUGAAUAAGAGCAGUGUGCUUGGCCCACAUGGGGUCACACGGGACGACCUCCUGAUGUGGGACAUGAAAGGUGGAAAGUUGGCGGACCUGUUAAACUAUCUUAUGUUGUUGAAAACUUCUGGAAUGCUUGAAACAUGUGCAACAUGAAUCAGAGGCAUCCAGAACAUCAUGAGGAUGUUCUCAGGACCGUCGACCUGGAGACAGACUGAGGUUACUCUGUUACAAAUGAAGGGCUGGUUCUCUGUGGAGGUCAAUAAUCACCAUUAAUGUCUGUUUCUAUGGUCUAAUGAUUUCCCAGAGUCUACAGUAACACUCUGUAGUGUGUGACAUCAUGUAAAUGCAAAAUUAUAGACCCUUCUAGCGUGGAUAUCACGAUGACAUCAUUUCAUUAUCUGGAGGUGCAGCUGCCUCUCCCCCACAGGGCUGUAGGCUACACAGGAGUCUUAAAAUGUGUUUGUCUUGUUGUGUUAUUGGGAGCCAGAACAGAAGGAGUCAUGGCUCAAAACCAGACGCCACUGCCCGUC